AUGUCAUUUGUUGUUCGUCCAAAGAAAAAUAUUAUCGAUCUUCGGCCUAUACCAAUACAAGGACCGAAAAACUAUAGUUAUCGUUGGAAAAUGAUGGCCUUAUUAGAAUUAAAUAAAAAUGGCCAGUAUAUGUUACCAUUCUCCCGAAGAUUAGUUGAUAUUGGUCUUCCAUUAUGGCCGAGAAGUAAUAUAACAAAGGCACCAUUAGGCUAUGAAGAAUGUGGCUGUAUUGGUUGUGAGACGAAAACGUAUAGAGAUCACAUUCUCAAGGACAACGAUAAUGAAUCAGAAUAUGGUGAUUUACAUUUGGAAGAAGUUUCUGUUCAAAUUAAAGAUGAAAAUCUCGGUCAUGAUGACGAGAUAAAAUCAUCGGGUAAUAGUGUCCAGAAUGGUGAAUCUGAAUCCUUAUCAUCGACAUCAUUUGAUAGUUUUAGCAUAAGUGAUGAUGAUGAGGAUAAUGAUGAUAAUAAUGAAGAAGAUGAAGGCGUUUCUAUAUCAAUGUCACCAUCUCUUUCAUAUUCCCCGUUUCUUGUUGAUCCUUAUGAAUCCUAUGAUUGGGAAUGUUGA
Messenger RNA from Rotaria sp. Silwood2, 567 nucleotides. Lineage: Eukaryota; Metazoa; Rotifera; Eurotatoria; Philodinida; Philodinidae. The record is from the annotation of a GenBank genome assembly.